Molecule: messenger RNA, 1053 nt
Organism: Entamoeba histolytica HM-1:IMSS
Lineage: Eukaryota; Evosea; Mastigamoebida; Endamoebidae
Exons: 1
Coding region: 1-1053 (350 amino acids)
Source: RefSeq, a predicted model, not a curated record
AUGGAAGUCAAAGGUAAAGAAACAAAACCAAUUCAAAAUACAGGAAAUGAGACUAAAGAACUUCCAAAGAUUACAAAUUCAUUAGAAAAUGUACAAAAAGGUAUUAAACAAACACAAGAAAAGAAUGUUAGUUUUGAAGAUGAAACAAAAGAAGAAGAAAUAAGUAAAGAGUAUACAUUUGAAAAUGAAGAAUAUAAUGAAGAAACUGAAAAAAAAGAAGGAGAUGAUUUAUUAUUUACAGAAAAUUCAAUUAUUAAUGCGGCAUCAAUUCAAGACAAAAUCAACACAAAAGAAGAAAAAGCAGAAAAAAAGAAAAAUCCAAAUAAUAAAUUAAAAAAUGAAUGGAAAAAAUUAAAGAAGAGUUUAGAUUCACACCAAAAAAAGAUUAUUGAUGCUUAUAUUGAUUAUAAAGUUGAAAAAAAAGUUAAUAAAAUUAUACAACAACUACAAAAAGAUGAAACUUUUAAUCAGUUUGAAAUGUCUAAAAAAAAUUUCAAAGUUAAUGAAGAAAAAAUAAAAUAUUAUAUUAAACAACAACAAAAAGAUAUGAAACAUUUUAUACAAAAACAAAUUUUAUAUCAACGUAUGAUGUAUCAAUAUCCUUAUUAUUAUUAUCCUUAUUGUUACUAUCCUCAACCUUAUAAUAUAAAUGGUGAUUCUCCUUAUUUCUUCAAUCAAUUUAAUUCAAUUGAACAACCAUUAUCUUAUAAUCAUCAAUAUUGUUAUGGUAAAACUUGUUCUUGUUUAACCCAAAAAAAUCAACAACAUACACCAACACAUCAAGUUUCAUCAGCCCCUAUUCAGAAUGAAGUUGAACAAACACUUCACCAAUCAUCUCACCAUGCUUCUUCUCAAAGUAUUAACUUAGACAGAAAAUUAGAAAGUCAAACCAAACAAGAAAUUGAAAAUUUAUUUCCACACUCCCCAACUCCUCCUUUUCAAGUACCACAAUUCCAACAGCCUAAUUUAGUUUGUCCUUGCUAUCCACAAGCUGAUAACCAACGGCUUUGUAGUAAUUUUGGUCAACCCCAGUAUUCACAACCCUUUCAAUAA